UUUUUUGUAUAUCCUCGAGGGGGUUAAACAUGUUCUUCAACCACCGAUAUUUUUUAGUUUAGUUUUAGUUGACUAUGUUUGGGUUGAUUCUCGACAUAGAUAUUUUGAAUGAAUCACUUUUGUUAUGGCUACCAGUACCAGUUCAGACGAUAUUAGCAUACCUCCAAAAGAAUUUAACAUAUCAACGUCUUCAGAUAGUGGCAGCCGCUUAAGCCCUAACAGACAGAAGUGCCCUUUAUGCGGAAGAUUUAGGAAAAACUUUUAUUGCAAAGAUUGCAUUCACAGUGGCCAAUUUCACUGGAAAUCUAAGCCAACUGAGGGAUUUUUCGACAAACACAAAGCUCUACUGGAUUUAGAGGAACAGAAAAAGUUAUUACACAGUAACUGUUCAAAGUACAUUGAAAAUAAAGAAAAGGCAGAUGUUUUGUUGUCUAAGAUCAAACAAUAUAGAGACAAAAACAGAAUUCUUAAGUUGGCCUUGGAAGAGAAAAGACAAAGGAAACACUCACACACAACUAGAUUAGCAGACUUGAGAAACAAGAAUUAUGAACGUGAAAACAGACUACCAUCAUUUGAACAAAAGGUUGAACAAGUUGAGAACUACACAUAUGCUAAGUAUGAUGAGUGUCAGAAGCAAAAAGAUGCUUUUAAGAAGAUUGAGAUCGGUUUAAAGCAAAUUACAAAGUUACGGGUACAUCAGUUAUUUAAAUAUAUAUUUCCCAUUACAAAGAUUUCUCCAAGAAUUGAGAUGGAAUCAAGUAACACAGACAUGAUCAGUGCGAUUGCUGAAGCCUCUAGAACGACCUACAUUUCAAACAGGUGGGAGUACACAGACAACUCAGAAAUGAAAUAUUGCAUUGUUGCACCAUCAUUACCUUGUUCUGGAAAUUAUUCAGCAUAUAACAUUUGGGUGGCACAAAACCGGGAUGAACCCAGUCCAAAUACCCAGGUUUCAAUAGCCGAUACACCAUCAUAUACGAUAAGUGCCGCCCUUACGUAUACUGCCCAGUUGGUUCAUGUUUUGUCCUAUUAUCUAGAUGUCAGAUUGCCAUUUAAAAUGAUUUUAAGCGACAUGGCUAACAGCAGAAUGAACGAACAACAAUUUGCAAGAAGAGUGGCUCGUUUAAACGCAAACAUUCUGUACCUUUGUUUUUCACAAAACGUCGAUUUGAGUUUAAUAAGAUCAAAUGAAACAAUACACAACUUACUUCAAUUACUGCAUAAUUCAGCAGAUUUGGGAAGACAAGGCCCAAUUGAAGUAGACUUAGCCCUCGCUAGUGCUUUAGAGCAGCCUUUGGCAAAUAAUCUACACCUCAGUGAAGACUCAGAUUCUGAAGAAGAUUAUAUACCCGCAGAAUGGGAGGCGGUGCCUCACAUACAGUCGCCAGAAAUGCAGGCCGGUAUCAAUGUGCAGUCUACUCAAAUGAUAACCACGCAACAAGCAAGCAGUAUGGCAGGCGGACUGGUGAACAGUGCGGCUGCCGGUAUUGCCUCAUUAUGGAGGGGAUUUACAAGAAGGUAGUUCACCGCCUUUUGUACCAAUAUAUUUGGCGGUGAAUAUACCUUCACAUUUGUUUUCCACUAUUAAAAAACCUUAUAUAUAUUUUCGAGAUUAGUUUGUUUAUCUCUUAAUUUUAUUUUGCUCCGUUCUUUUUUAAACAAUCAACAAUCGGUAAGUAAUGUUGCGAUGUGUGUUCAAAAUGAGUAUGUAAAUACUUUGUUUUUAUAAAAAUAUGUCUUAUUUUACUUACCAUCUUAUUUUAAUGACAUUUUUAUAAAUGUUAAUCUUAUUAUAAAAAUUGUAGCAGAGCAUUGUAAAUAAUAUACAUUUAAUAUAAAGUUUUUUGAAUUAAAAUUUAAGUUUUUCCUACUUAAAAUUUAAACACCCAAUUUUUGAUAAUAAUAUAAUGGUUUAUAUUAUAAACUUUACAUCAUUUAAUUAGAUAAUUCUUCAAACAAAAUAUCUAAAGGCAGAAAAUUAGUAGCAAAUAGAUUUUUUGUAUAAAUCAUAUUAAUUAAAUUAUGCUCUUUUGACUAUAUAUACAUUUAAUCUACAAAAUCAUAUUUAAAACAUUAAAUAUUAAAUUAUGUAUAAAGGUAAUUUUAGGAUAUGUAUUUAUCUCAGCACUGCUGAGUUUUGAUUGCAAAAUAUAUAUCAUUGAUAAUACGUAAUAUUUCAAUGUAACAAGAUUAAUAAGAUGUCAAUGUCGACAUAUUUUUAAACUUAUUAUUUAUUAAUAAAUAUAAUUCAUACUUUGCAAUUUGCUUCAGAUUAACGAGACGAAAUAUAUUCGAUUUAACCCAUGAAAGAUGUAGCAACGGACUUCUAAUACAAUAAAGUGAAAUAUUCAACAACAUCUGUGAUAAAAUCUCUAAAAUUGCAAGAUAGAGAUUAUAAGUAUGCAAAGUUGCAUAGGAUGAAUUAUCAUUCAAAACAUUAACAAUGUGUCUGUAUUCUAUGUAUAAUUUUUAUUUUUCUUAUACUUUAUGCAUUAUUGAACACGUCAAUCUAUGCAUUACCUGCCGACAAUAUCGAUUAUUUUCAAAGUUCAAGAAUUACACUCUAUGUGAGCUUAAAUCGACUUUUAUAUUUAAAUAAACCGUUUAUUUAUUUUAUUAUUAUUUAAUAUUACAACCAUUUUAUACAGUGUGUGUCACUCUUGUGACUUAGAAUAUUUACGCUAGCAUCAUAAUUAAUUGUGAUAUAUUUAAGAAUGAUAGAUCAUUUUUAUAAUUACUGUGUAUGUUAUAUAUGAAUUAUAUUUUAACUAAAUAUAUCAAUAUAUGUAA
This is a messenger RNA of Aethina tumida (small hive beetle), 2790 nucleotides long. It is a transcript of the gene Atg14, whose product is annotated as beclin 1-associated autophagy-related key regulator. Lineage: Eukaryota; Metazoa; Arthropoda; Insecta; Coleoptera; Nitidulidae. The record is from RefSeq and is a predicted model, not a curated record. Gene Ontology annotation, cellular component: mitochondria-associated endoplasmic reticulum membrane contact site; phosphatidylinositol 3-kinase complex, class III; extrinsic component of omegasome membrane. Bases 125 to 1522 code for a protein of 465 amino acids. The transcript is spliced from 8 exons. Gene Ontology annotation, biological process: mitophagy; autophagosome assembly; cellular response to starvation.